Molecule: messenger RNA, 2886 nt
Organism: Hansenula anomala
Lineage: Eukaryota; Fungi; Ascomycota; Saccharomycetes; Phaffomycetales; Wickerhamomycetaceae
Gene: STE23
Product: metalloendopeptidase
Exons: 1
Coding region: 1-2886 (961 amino acids)
Biological process (GO): peptide catabolic process
Cellular component (GO): cytosol; mitochondrion
Molecular function (GO): metal ion binding; metalloendopeptidase activity
Source: RefSeq, a predicted model, not a curated record
AUGGCCACUUUCAACACUUCCAAUUCAAUUCAGAAGCCUGAUUUGGAUGAUAGAAGUUAUAAAACCAUCAAAUUGAACAAUGGGUUAACUGCUCUUUUAAUAAGUGACGCUAAAACCGACAAGUCGGCCGCCGCUCUUGAUGUCAAUGUUGGAGCUUUCAGUGAUUAUGAACAUUUACCAGGUUUAGCACAUUUCUGUGAACAUUUGUUGUUCAUGGGUACUAAGAAAUAUCCAUCAGAAAAUGAAUAUUCAAGUUUUUUGGCAAAUCAUGGUGGUCACUCAAACGCUUAUACUGCUGCUGAAGAUACAAAUUACUAUUUCGAAGUCAAUCAUCAAUAUUUGGAAGGCGCUUUGGACAGAUUUAGUCAAUUCUUUAUUUCUCCUUUAUUUGAUCCAAGUUGUAAAGACCGUGAAAUUAGAGCUGUUGACUCUGAAAAUAAGAAGAACUUACAAAAUGAUAUGUGGAGAUUAUAUCAAUUAGAAAAAUCUUUAUCCAACCCAGUUCAUCCAUAUCAUAAGUUUUCCACUGGUAAUCUUGUGACACUAGGCGAAAUACCUGAAUCCCAAGGAAUUGAUGUCAGGGAAGAACUUUUGAAAUUUUACAAAGAAUCAUAUUCUGCAAAUCUGAUGAAAUUGGCAAUUAUUGGAAGAGAAGAUCUACCAACUUUGGAAAAAUGGGUUGUUGAGAAGUUUAGUGAGAUUCCAGACUCAAAUAUACCAAAACCAAAGUUUGAAGGAAAACCUUAUACUGAAAAAGAAUGUAAGAAAUUGAUUAAGGCCAAACCAGUUAUGUCUAAAAACAAACUAAGUUUGGCAUUUGUUGCACCAGACCAUGACAAACAUUGGGAAGUUCACACACCUCAUUACUUCAGUCAUUUAGUGGGUCAUGAAGGUAAAGGUAGUUUAUUAGCCUUUUUGAAAUCCAAGGGUUGGGCAAAUGGAUUAUCAGCAGGCGGUUACACCAUUUCUGAAGGUUGUGGUCAAUUCGGUGUCGAUGUUGAUUUAACGGAAACAGGGUUGAAAAACUAUGAAGAAGUUUUAUAUGUUGUUUUCCAAUAUAUUGAAUUACUUAGAGUUUCAUUGCCACAGAAAUGGAUUUAUGACGAGUUGAAAGAAGUUAGCGAGAUGAAUUUUAGAUUUAGACAAAAAACUUCACCAUCAGCUACUGUUUCCAAAUUGGCAAAAGAUUUACAAAAAUCACACAUUCCUGAUGAAUUUGUUUUGAGUAGAUCAGUCUUGAGAAGAUAUGAUCCAGAUUUGAUUGUUGAAUACGGUAAUUAUUUAACAGUUGAUAACGUUAGAGUUACAUUGAUUUCACAAAAUGUUGAAACUGAUCAAACUGAAAAAUGGUAUGGCACAGAAUACUCUAUUGAGGAUUUUUCAGAUGAAUUAGUUUCAAAAAUUAGAAAACCAAGUUUAAAUGGUCAUUUACAUUUGCCAACUGAGAAUGAGUUUAUUCCAACUAAAUUUGAUGUGGAAAUUCUAAAAGAUGCUGUUCCCCUAAAAAAACCAGCCCUAUUGAAAGUCAAUGAAAAAUUUAGAUUUUGGUAUAAGAAAGAUGAUCAAUUUUGGGUUCCAAAGGCUUAUAUUCAACUUUUAAUCAAUUUACCAGUCACUGUUUCAACUCCAGUUAAUAAUGUUCUAACAAACUUAUUCAUUGAUUUGGUUGAUGAUGCCUUAACAGACAUUUCAUACCAAGCUGAGCUUGCUGGCUUAAGCUUUGCUCUCCAUUCCGGAAAGGAAGGUUUAGUUCUUGAAGUAAGUGGUUAUAAUGAGAAAGCGCCAGUUUUACUAAACGAGGUUGUUAAGAAAUUAAUCACUUUUAGACCAACUGAAGAUAGAUUCAAUGUUUUCAAAGAAAAGAUUUUGAGAAACUUUAGAAAUUUUGGUUACAAGGUUCCUUAUAGUCAGAUAUCAUCAGUUUUUUCAAAUUUGUUAAAUGAACGUGUUUGGGAUGUCGAAGAAAAAAUUCCAAUUUUGGAACAAAUUACUUUUGAAGAUUUACAAAACUUUGUUCCUCUCAUCUUCAAACAAGCAUUUGUUGAAACAUUGAUUGAAGGUAAUUUUCAUACAAAGGAAGCUCAUGAAAUCAUUGAUAUUAUUGAAAAAUCUUUCAAUGGUUUACCUUUGACCAAAUCACAAAAAAUCAAACCAAGAUCCUAUUGGAUUCCAGAAAAUAAGACCUAUAGAUAUGAAAAAUUAUUAGCAGAUGAUAAAAACACAAAUACUUGUGUUCAAUAUUUUAUUCAAGUUGGUGAAUUGGCUCAAAGGGAAUUGCAAUGUAUCACUGAGUUGCUUGCCCAAUUGAUUAAAGAACCUGCUUUUGACACAUUACGUACUAAAGAGCAACUUGGUUAUAUUGUUUUCAGUGGGCUACAAGAGUCAAGAACAACUUUUGGUAUUAGGGUAAUUGUUCAAAGUGAAAGAAAUGCUGCAUAUUUGGAAUCAAGAAUUGAAAGUUUCUUCAACCAAUACUACAACACAUUGAAAGAAUUGUCAGAGGAAGAGUUUGAAAAGAAUAAAGAAGCUUUAAUUUCCAGAAAACUAGAAACCUUGAAGAACCUAGGUCACGAAAACAAUAGAUUCUUACGUGCUAUUUCUAAUGGUUUUUACGAUUUCUUGCAUAAUGAAAGAGAAUCUGAAACUUUGAAAACAAUCACUAAACAAGAAAUGGUUGACUUCUAUGAAAACAAGAUUCUUGGAUCUAAAUCAAAACUUAUCAUCAAUUUGCAUGCCAAAGCUAAUACAGAUCAUGAAAAAGUGGAAGGAUACCCAACUGGUGAAGUUGUUGAAGAUAUUGGUAGCUUAAGAUCAUCACUAUACAUGACACCUGCAGCUAAACCUGUUGAGGAUUUGAUACCUGAAAACUUCCAGCCAAAAUUAUAG